Neoarthrinium moseri is the source of this 402-nucleotide messenger RNA. RefSeq lists its product as uncharacterized. The record is from RefSeq and is a predicted model, not a curated record. The coding region runs from base 1 to 402 and encodes 133 amino acids. The transcript has 2 exons. NCBI's taxonomy places the organism in Eukaryota, Fungi, Ascomycota, Sordariomycetes, Amphisphaeriales, Apiosporaceae.
AUGUCUCAUCUGCAAUACUUCACAUACGCAGGAUAUGGGAAGAAGAUCACAGAUGAGUACCACUACAGUUCCACUGUGCGAGUGGGAAACCGUUUUGAGAUCUCUGGACAAGGAGGAUGGGAUCCUAACAGUGGCGAGAUAUCAGGAAAUCUGACAGCAGAGGUGGACCAAGCCUUGGCCAAUGUCGAUCUUGCGUUGAAGCAGGCUGGAAGCAAGGGUUGGCCUGAGGUCUACAAGAUCACCAUGUUCUAUACAACCGAUGAGGUUUUGGGUGUUUGGCAGCCGCUUGCAAAGAAGUGGUUCCCAGACCACAGGCCAAUCCUCACCGCUAUUGGCGUUCGAGCGUUAGGCCUUCCGGCAAUGCAUGUGGAGAUCGAAGCUGUUGCUGUUGAAUCAACGUGA